Myripristis murdjan (pinecone soldierfish) is the source of this 3782-nucleotide messenger RNA. It is a transcript of the gene hephl1b, whose product is annotated as hephaestin-like 1b. The transcript is spliced from 20 exons. Gene Ontology annotation, biological process: iron ion transport. The record is from RefSeq and is a predicted model, not a curated record. The coding region runs from base 120 to 3428 and encodes 1102 amino acids. Gene Ontology annotation, molecular function: ferroxidase activity; copper ion binding. Lineage: Eukaryota; Metazoa; Chordata; Actinopteri; Holocentriformes; Holocentridae. Gene Ontology annotation, cellular component: plasma membrane.
UGUAAUGCAAAGUAUUUACGUGAUUGCAUGGGGGAGUUAACGGAGGUUUUCCAUUGUUCCUCUUGAACCAAAACCCGCUAGACGCUCGACCGUGCAUCUAACGGGACAAUCAUUUGGACAUGGAUGGGACAUUGGCGCUUUUGGCGAGUUUUUUGUUUCUUCUUUCCCCCUGUGCGGAAGGAAGGGAGAGAGUUUACUAUGUGGGGAUCAUUGAGGACUUGUGGGAUUACGCACCAAGUGGGAAAAACCUGUUAAACGGGAAGGCAGUCACCGAUGAUGAGCAUGCAUCCGUCUUCCUGGAGAGUGGACCCCACCGUAUUGGCAGUGUGUACAAGAAGGCGAUGUUCAUGCAGUAUACAGAUGCCACAUACACGAGCAAGGCCCCACGACCUGCCUGGCUGGGCUUCCUAGGGCCCAUACUGCGUGCUGAGGUUGAUGAUGUCAUCGUCGUUCACCUAAAAAACUUUGCCUCCAGGAACUAUUCCAUGCAUCCCCAUGGAGUCUUCUAUGAGAAGGAUGCAGAGGGGGCACUGUAUCCGGAUGGGACAUCAGGCAGGUUGAAGCAAGAUGACGCCGUCCCUCCAGGAGGCAGCUACACCUACCGCUGGGAGGUCAGGCCCGAAUUUGCCGCCACAAAGGAUGAUGCCAACUGUCUGACAUGGGUCUACCACUCUCACCUUGAUGCCCCCAAGGAUAUUGCAUCUGGACUCAUUGGUGCACUGCUCACCUGUAAGAAAGGUAUCCUGAAGCAGAGUUCCACAACAGUCCAGGGCCAAGAAGCAGAGCGUAAUGAUGUGGACCAGGACGUAUUCCUGAUGUUCAACGUGGUGGACGAAGGCUUGAGUUGGUACCUGGAGGACAAUAUUCAGCGCUUCUGCAGUGAUCCAGCUGGAGUCAACAGAAAAGACCCUGACUUUGAGGAGUCAAACCUGAUGCACGCUAUUAAUGGCUACAUGUUUGGUAACCUGCCUGGAAUUGAGUUAUGUCAGAACCGUUCGGUAGCCUGGCACCUGUUUGGCAUGGGCAACGAGGUGGACAUUCACUCUGCCUACUUCCAAGGGAAUACAUUGUUGGACCGUGGCCACCGUACCGACGUUCUCAGCCUGUUCCCAGCCACUUUUGCAACAGCUGAGAUGGUCCCGAUGGCAGCAGGAAAGUGGCUGCUGAGCUGCCAGGUUAAUGACCACCUACAGGCUGGAAUGCAGGCCUUGUAUGAAGUGAAAUCCUGCAACCGUCAGGCCAGUCCUGCCAGUCUCGCCACAGCUGGAGGUGUUGUGAGGGAUUACUAUCUGGCAGCGCAGGUGGUUGAAUGGGACUAUGCCCCAUCAGGAAUGGAUCUUAUUAAUAACAUAUCUCUCACUGAGAGUGACAGUGCAUCAGAGGUGUUUUUUGGCAAAGAUCGAGGUCGGCUCGGGGGAAUCUACAAGAAAGUGAUGUAUAAGGAGUACACAGAUCACACGUUCACCACCAAAAAACAAACAACAUCUGAAUCACUACACUUAGGAAUCCUCGGUCCUGUCCUGAGGGCUGAGGAAGGAGACACACUCAGAGUGACAUUCAUGAAUAUGGCUAAUAGGAACUACAGUAUCCAGCCACAUGGCCUGCACUUUGACAAACGCUUCCAGGGAAGCAGCUAUGAAGAUGGUGCUGACAAGCCUGGUGCCCAUGUGCGUCCGGGGGAGACCUUCACCUACACUUGGCAGGUGCUAGAAGGUCCCUCUUCCUCAGAUUCUCCCUGCAUCCCGUACCUGUACUACUCUGCCAGUGAGCCCACCCAGGACACCAACUCUGGAUUAGUGGGACCCCUGCUGGUGUGCAAGAAAGGGACGCUUUGGAGUAACGGAACACAGAAAGGGGUGGACAAGGAGCGGUUCCUUCUGUUUUCUGUCAUGGAUGAGAAUGUGAGCUGGUAUUUGCAAGAAAAUAUCAAGUUGUUCGGCAGCAAUGAGACAAACCUAGAGGAUGAGGAGUUUGAGGAGAGCAAUAAGAUGCAUGCGGUGAAUGGGAAAAUGUAUGGGAACCUUCCUGGACUGGAUAUGUGUGCCGGGGACAAAGUUGUAUGGUAUACGUUUGGCCUGGGCACAGAGGUGGACAUCCAUGGUGUUUAUUUCGAGGGCAACACCUUCCAGAGGCAAAGCACGACCCGUGACACCAUCAGCCUUUUCCCACACACCACUGCUACAGUUGUGAUGCAGCCACGUACUGCUGGUGUGUAUGAAGUAAGCUGCAGAGUAACAGACCACUACUCAGCUGGGAUGAGGCAGCAGUAUCAUGUGAAUAGCUGCCCGGGGCGUGGUGUGACGCUCACACAAACACAGCCGUCAAAGGUUGUACAGUACUUUAUCAGUGCCGAGGAAAUAGAGUGGGACUACUCACCUGACAGAGCAUGGGAGCUGGAGAAGCACCACGCCACACCAGAAAACAGCCCAGGCAGUAUUUUUGUGGAGAGCGGGAAGAACAGAAUCGGCUCACGCUACAAGAAGGUGGUGUACAGAGAGUACACCGACGACACCUUCCAAACACAGAAGAAGCGACCGGCAAAUCAACAGCACCUGGGAAUUCUAGGUCCGAUAAUCAAAGCAGAGGUUGGAGAGCAGAUCCUGAUCACUUUCAAAAACAAAGCCAGCCGGCCGUACUCGAUUCAUGCACACGGAGUGAAGACCAGUGACACACACACGAAAGUCCAACCUGGCUACAUAACAGAGUUCAGGUGGGAUGUUCCUCACAGAUCCGGUCCAGGGGUCUCAGAUCCUAACUGCAUCUCCUACGCCUACUACUCCACUGUGGACUUCAUCAGGGAUCUGUAUAGCGGUCUUUUGGGGCCGUUGGUGGUGUGCAGGCCUGGGACGCUGCGCGGCGGUGAGGGUGCAGAUCGACAGAGGAGAGAUGUGGAGAAUGAGUUUGCUCUACUCUUCAUGGUGUACGAUGAGAACCAGUCCUGGUACCUGGACGAUAACAUCAGAAGGUACCUUGGUGUCGACCCGGACACCUUCACAGCAGGCGAAGAAUUUGAGGAGAGCAACCUAAUGCAUGGGAUAAAUGGUAAGCUGUAUGGUAACCUCCAUGGGCUGGAGAUGACGCAGGGCCAGAAAGUAGACUGGUAUCUACUGGGCAUGGGCAACGAAGUAGACAUGCACACUGUUCACUUCCACGCCGAGACUUUCACCUAUAAGACGGACCGUGUGCACCGUGCAGAUGUGUUUGAUCUCUUCCCCGGGACUUUCCAGACAGUGGAGAUGGUGGCUGGGAACCCUGGGACUUGGUUACUUCACUGCCAUGUGACUGACCACAUUCACGCUGGCAUGGAGACAGUAUUCACCAUCAGAGAAAAAUCUCCACAUGGACAUGCACCAAGGACUGGAGGCUCCAUAAGCACACUGUUACUCUCCCUAGCCCUUGGGCUUAUGUCAGUGCGUGUGCUGCACUAAUGAAGAAGCUCUACACUGUAGAGAAGAAGAGAAGACACUGCACUGUGAGUCUGCAACAAUGACAGUGACUGCACUUAAUUGAAAUCAAGGGACUCCAUCCCUGUCGAGUAUGCCGUUAAAAGAGAUUUUGUAAACAUUAUAGCAAUAAUGAUCAUGUCAGCGGGAAUAUACUCUUAUCAGUGGUUGUACAAUCAUGUAUAAAGUUGAAGGUUAUUUUUUUCUUACAACUUUGUAUAGUGGUGGAUGUUUUGUAUUGUUCUCUGGCAUAUUGCACUGUAAUUGAUUUGUUUCGGCAACUUUUGCAAAGCUCUACUGUACCAAAUGUUUUAAUGUGCAAUAAACACAUCUAUUCAA